UAUCGAAAAUGUUCUCGACGUUGUUGUUGGUUUUAUUUUCAACUGUUUACAAAACAGAAGCGAAAUUUUACGAAACCGAAUUAGGGCCGUACGGUAAAUACAGCACCCAGGAGUACGAUCACGAUUUGGGGUAUCCAUAUGGUCUGGCUUACAAAAAAUAUCCUUACGAACACGAAGUUGUUGUACCGAAAAGUGUAGGUUACGCGGGAGGAAUCCCAGGAUACGGAGGAUUGCGUGAGGACGUUGGAUAUUACGGACGUAAAGGAUUAAUUGGGGUUCCUUUAGGACCCGGUUACGGUUAUGGUCCUGUCGGUUAUUCCCACGUAGUCCCCUACGAAUCCGGUUUAAUAGCAGGACACCCUCCUUUCGGUAUAUCCCAAAUCGACAAAGGAAUUUACAGCGAUGGUAAACAAAAUCUGGUAGGCGAAAAAUUCAAUUACGCGAAAGGGUAUAACGGAGAAUUGGUGAAUCACGGGGACGCCGGUUACGCCGCGGGAACUGUAGGUUUCAAGGACAUCAAAGGGGAUUCGUUACAUUUUAUCGACGCCGACGGUUUAAAAAAAGGACACCACGAAGGUAAACAGUACAACGGGGCGGAAUAUUUCGAUUCGGAGGGUAAACACGGCGACGAGAAAGUUUUGAACGCGAAUCAUAAUAAAGGACACAACAUCAAAGGUUUCAAAAAAUCGCAUCACCUAGACGAAACCGGUAAAACGGAAGAAUUUUUCGAUCACGACCACGACCAAGGAGGAAACUACGUCUUCGACGGACGAUUCGGAAAAUUCGGAGAAGCCGGUGGACAGGGAUACAAGGGAGGAUACAGCGACGGUAGAUUUAAAACAGGGGAGGCGACUAAAGAAGGUCACGUCGGUAACGAAUAUUUCCAAGAUAAAUCUCAAGGAAACCACGGGAAAUUCGGCGAAAACAAAUUCGCCGAAAACGAAGAAGCGUACGGUUUGAAUAAAGGAUUCGGCGAACGCGGAUUAACCGCCCAUCACGAGAACAGCGGUAUUUACAAAAAGCAUCCCGGUUUCGGUUAUUAUUGAUAAAUGAUCAUGUGAUAAAACUUUCACUUACCUUAAUAUUUUUUUUUUCAAUUAAAAUAUUUAUAUAAGUAGUUAAUAAAUAAGGCAUUU
Messenger RNA from Diorhabda sublineata, 1136 nucleotides. RefSeq lists its product as uncharacterized. NCBI's taxonomy places the organism in Eukaryota, Metazoa, Arthropoda, Insecta, Coleoptera, Chrysomelidae. Bases 9 to 1046 code for a protein of 345 amino acids. The record is from RefSeq and is a predicted model, not a curated record. The transcript is spliced from 3 exons.